Messenger RNA from Xenopus laevis (African clawed frog), 1303 nucleotides. RefSeq names its product RAB10, member RAS oncogene family L homeolog (gene rab10.L). The record is from RefSeq and is marked provisional. Gene Ontology annotation, cellular component: cytoplasmic vesicle membrane; cytoplasm; phagocytic vesicle membrane. NCBI's taxonomy places the organism in Eukaryota, Metazoa, Chordata, Amphibia, Anura, Pipidae. Gene Ontology annotation, molecular function: GTPase activity; G protein activity; GTP binding.
GGGCCGGGACAAGCAGGCGGCACUGAGCGAGACAAGAAGCGCAAGGAGCUGGGUGUGGGGUCGCCGGCUUUCGUUCUCUUUCCCCCGUGUCAUUUAAGCGCUGCUGGGGGACCCCCGGCCGCACAGUCUCCCGUCCCUGCUGGGCCUCCCCCCUGUGUAUGAGGAGCCGGCCGAGCUGAGGCCCCAGGCGGAGGGAGUGAGACGGACACAGCGCCCAUGGCGAAAAAGACGUACGACCUGCUCUUCAAGCUGCUGCUGAUCGGCGACUCCGGGGUCGGCAAGACCUGCGUGCUCUUCCGCUUCUCGGACGAUGCCUUCAACACCACCUUCAUCUCCACCAUCGGAAUAGACUUCAAGAUCAAAACCGUGGAAUUGCAAGGGAAAAAGAUCAAGUUACAGAUAUGGGACACCGCAGGCCAGGAACGGUUCCACACCAUCACAACCUCUUACUACAGGGGAGCCAUGGGAAUUAUGCUUGUGUAUGACAUCACCAAUGCCAAAAGCUUUGAGAACAUCAGCAAGUGGCUCAGAAACAUAGAUGAGCAUGCCAAUGAGGAUGUGGAGCGGAUGCUAUUAGGAAACAAGUGUGACAUGGAAGAUAAGAGAGUGGUGCCCAAAGCAAAAGGAGAGCAGAUUGCUCGGGAACACGGAAUUAGGUUUUUUGAGACUAGCGCAAAAGCAAAUGUAAACAUUGAGAAGGCAUUCCUCACGUUAGCAGAAGACAUACUUCGAAAGACUCCAGUUAAAGAGCCCAACAGUGAAAAUGUAGAUAUCAGCAGCGGAGGCGGAGUCACAGGCUGGAAGAGCAAAUGUUGCUGAGCGUCUCUGGUUGCAACUGUCACAUCCACUACCCUUACACCUUCCCCUCCCCCUGCAACAUAAACCACUCCCCUCCCCCCACCUCUUCUCCUCCCCCCCAUCCAUUUUAACUUUAAUAUGAAUGUUUCCUGACCUCUUCUCUCAUAUUAACAAGAGUAUCUCCCAUUGCCUCAUGUAGAGGAUGCUUGCUGGGAUCUUUUUCUCUAGACAAAAUGUAUAAAACAUGGGAAAAAGACCCCCCCACACACACACCUAUACACACCUACACACACACACAUACACACACCUAUACACACACACACUUACAAAGAGUUAAUAAAUCAUGUUUGUGACAUCUCUCGUUACCAUGACCCAGUCAAUACAUUUUGGUUGUAUCAUUGUAAUCCAGUUCUGUCAUUACUAAAAUGGGAAGAAAGUCGAGCGGAGCCUUCAGCCAUUCUUACACUUCUGUUCUGGGGGAAAUAAAGCCCUGUACGACAAUAAA